This is a messenger RNA of Exophiala oligosperma, 2081 nucleotides long. RefSeq lists its product as uncharacterized. Lineage: Eukaryota; Fungi; Ascomycota; Eurotiomycetes; Chaetothyriales; Herpotrichiellaceae. The transcript is spliced from 2 exons. Bases 208 to 1815 code for a protein of 535 amino acids. The record is from RefSeq and is a predicted model, not a curated record. Gene Ontology annotation, molecular function: protein-macromolecule adaptor activity. Gene Ontology annotation, cellular component: peroxisomal membrane. Gene Ontology annotation, biological process: protein import into peroxisome membrane.
CCUCGGCACUCACUAGCCACAUCCCAUAUUCAACCCGGGACUUUGAAUUGUGAUCAAUGGCCCAGGUCAAUCAAUCGCUUUCUUUGGCCAUACUCCUCACUACUAGGUUUCUCUUUUCUUAGAUCCUCAGAACACCACCUGCGGUCAUGUCCUUGCUCGCAAUCAUUUCGUAUCCAAGAUAAAGGUGCCUCAUACCCGUCCAUCACGAUGAUAUCAGCCACGCGUCGCUGGAUCAGGCGAAACCGGAACGGCAUCGCAAUUGGUGCAGGGCUCGUUGGCGCAACAUAUCUAGCUGGACAAUAUGUGUUGGGAAAGAUACGGGAGGCGCGAGAGCGUAUGCAGAUGGACAGGAUAGCAAAAGAGAACAUUCAACGACGAUUCGAGCAGAACCAGACAGACUGUACUAUAACUGUCCUCGCGCUCCUGCCUACAUUGACCGAGAAUGUCCUCGAAGAACUGCCUGUCGAGCAGUUAACUCAUGAGUUACAGCAAAAGAAAGCCGAAAGGCUGGCACGUGCUUCGGGCGAAGGAAGGUCAGAAGCUUCAAGCAUGCAAAGUGGUGAUACUGUCAGCAUGUCGAGCUUUCAAACCGGUAGUUUCAUGCACACCAGCCAGAUGCAAGGAGAGAGUACCACACUAGGACCUCGAAGGACAAAAGCACAGCUUUGGAACGAGCUGAAGAUCACAUCAAUCACCAGAGCGUUCACGCUGAUAUACAGCCUGUCGCUCCUGGUGGUGUUGACAAGAAUACAACUGAAUCUUCUCGGCAGGCUCAACUACUUGUUAUCAGUAAUUUCCCUUGCGCAGCCUCCGCCGCCGGGAAGCGCGAAUUCGAUCUCACUAGAGGAUCACGAUGAUGGAGGCGCAGGUUCCGGGUUGGGAAACGACUUCGAGACAAACAGGAGAUAUUUGACCUUCUCAUGGUACCUCCUUCACAGAGGCUACGCACAAAUUAUGGCAAAGGUCAGGACAGCAGUUGAGGAGGUGUUUGGAAACAUCUCGCCAAACGAAGGGGUUUCAGCAACGCGACUCAGCGAUUUGGUACUUGCGGUGAGGCGGAAAGUAGAGGGAAGUUCAGAACAAGAAAGAUAUGCUACAAGGUGGCUCCCAUACAUGCUGCCGCCUCGCGAGGAGGAGGAAGCGGUGUUGAUUGAGUCAGGAGUGAUCACACCCACUCCUUCGUCUCCCAACCAAACCCAUGACGAGAGACAACUUGGGGAAGACAGCUCUUCUGGCCAUAUUGACACCUCGUCAGGACCUCUGCGUCAACUUCUUGACGAAACGGCUGAUCUCAUUGACUCUCCCAUAUUCACGAGGAUUCACACCCUGCUUUUGGGGUCAAUGUUCUCAAAUUUGGUGGACGCCCAUGUCAUCGCACAGGCUUUCCCUCAACAAUCACUUCACUCGCCCUCGACGUCGCUAUCUGGCACACAACAACCUCGAAUUCAAGAGCUAGAUUCCGCAGUGACCGUCGUGCCCGGGGAACCGAGGGUGAAACUCGCAAGUCUGUUGGCCAUCAUCACCCGCCAGGCUCACGCCAUUGGCAACGGCAACAACCCGCCCAACGAAUACAUCUCGACAGCAGAGGCGGAAGUGAAAGAACUGGAAGCUUUUGCCGCCUUGAUCUACGCCAGCAACCUAGAUCAAAGUCUUGAAGAGAGGCAGUCGGCAGCCUCCUCUUCGGACGAAGGCAUCAAAGUGUCGGCUGGAACGGGUGUCAGUGAGGUCGGCGCGGAGCAUGUGGACGAGAUGAUUGAGAGCAAGCUUGAAAGCGCGUGGACGAAGGUUACCGGAACAACCUUCCAAUCAAGGUGAUGAGUUAUGAGUAAGUCCACAUACAGAAAAGAGCUUUUUCAAUGAAAGGAGGAACAAACGGCAGCCUUUGCUGCCUACCUAGGAAUGACUAAGUGACAACCUGAACCUAUGUUUACCUGUGCCGCUGGUCGCUGGCAUGUAAGAGUAUUUCAUAUCGUACCGUACACAUUCUGGACGACGGAUUACAGGCUCGACUCAUUGCGGUCGUAUAGUUUUUUCUCAUAUUGAAGCGGCGAAAUAAAUACUAAACAGAUCUCACACUUACA